This is a messenger RNA of Anastrepha ludens (Mexican fruit fly), 542 nucleotides long. RefSeq lists its product as uncharacterized. The coding region runs from base 39 to 542 and encodes 167 amino acids. The record is from RefSeq and is a predicted model, not a curated record. Lineage: Eukaryota; Metazoa; Arthropoda; Insecta; Diptera; Tephritidae. Gene Ontology annotation, molecular function: nucleic acid binding. The transcript has 2 exons.
AUCGCCACGUUACUGUGAAUGGAAAUCGAUACUGCGACAUGAUAAACGAUUAUUUUUGGCCGCAAUUGAAUGGUAUGGACUUAGACGACAUGUGGUUUCAACAGGACGGGGCCACAAGCCACACAGCACACACUACAAUUGAUUUGUUGAAGAGUAAGUUCGAUGAGCGCAUUAUUUCCAGAAAUGGACCGGUCGAAUGGCCGCCGCGCUCGGGUGAUUUGACGCCUCUAGACUAUUUUCUUUGGGGUUAUGUGAAGUCAUUGGUCUACAGUAACAAGCCGGCGACGAUUUGUGAGCUCAGAGCCAAUAUUGAAUGCGAAAUUGCUGGAAUUUCGGCCGAUUUAUGCAAAAGAGUGGUCGAAAAUUGGGUUCAACGAUUGGACUUCGUAAAACGUGCACGCGGUGGUGAUAUUGGUAGCACCACGAAACGUCAUGGAGGUGGUCAUCAAAAAACUGCACCGUCACGUGAAAUGGUUCAAAAAGUGAGAAGCGACUUGAGAGAAAUCCUCGACAAAGUAUCAAUCAAAUGGCGAAAGAACUGA